Plasmodium falciparum 3D7 is the source of this 8265-nucleotide messenger RNA. RefSeq names its product putative trafficking protein particle complex subunit 8 (gene TRS85). The record is from RefSeq and is a predicted model, not a curated record. Lineage: Eukaryota; Apicomplexa; Aconoidasida; Haemosporida; Plasmodiidae.
AUGGCUAGUUAUAUUGAAGAAGAAAUUAGAAAUAUUAUAAAUGAUAUUUAUCUAUCUACCAUUUUAAUUGAUAGUAGUAAAAUUGUAAAAAGGGAAAUAUCAUUUUUCCUUGGUAUAAGCGUAAAUGAUUUGUUUCAACCAUUUGGUCUUUGUGAUUCAUUUAUAAAUGAUGACAAUGAGAAAAUCGACCUGAAAUUGAACGCAAGCAUAAAUAUAAAUUAUUUAAAUAAAAAUAAUACUUUAAAUGAAAAGGUAAUUGAAAAUAAAAAUUUUAAAAUACGAUUUAUAAAUGCAAAUGAAUAUGAAGAUGUCAAGUUAGAAUAUCUUGAUAAAAUUUUGAUUGAUACUAUUUCAUAUAAUGAGCCAGAAUAUUCUGAUAUAUAUAAUGAACAAAAUCUGCAUGCAUAUUUUAAAAAAAAUGAGAAAGACAACAUUUCUUUAAAUAAAAAGUACUUUGAAUAUAUAUGUGCUAAUUCAACUGUACUACAUAAAGAUAUCAAAAAAGAUAUAGUAAAAAAUAUUGAAGAGAAUAAAAGAGAGCAAUACAAAGAAAAUAUCGAAAAAAGGAAAUAUUAUCCAUAUGAUAAUAAUACAUAUGAUAACCAUACAUAUAAUAACAUUACAUAUAAUAAUAAAAGUGGUAAUGUCCUUUCUCAAUCUUCUAGUUAUGAUUAUAUAACAAAUAGCGACGGGAAUGAUAAUGAUGAUAUAGAUAAUCAAAUAUGUAAAAAUAGAUAUAUGAAUAAUAUCCAAAAAUAUAAUGCAUUUUCUUUACCUUGGUUUAAUACAUAUUUUAAAACAUCGUGGACCUAUACACAUUUGUUUAAUAAUUCGUCAUGUACUCCUUUAGGUAUUGUUUAUAUAUGUAGUACAAGGGAUAAUAAUGUUAUUGAUCUAUAUAAAUCAAUGAUUAAAAAUAAUAUAAAAAGAAAUAACGCUUAUAUGAACGCUAAUAUACCCAAGUGUAUUAUUCUUCUUCAUAUUUCAAAUAACCAUGAUGACGAUAUAGAAACAGAUGUUCAGAAAUUAUUUGUAAACAUACAAUCAACUUUUUUAAAUUAUAAGUGUCAUUUGUUAAUAAUUAAAGCACAUCGAUUUUUGAAUGCCUAUGAAAAAUAUGAACGUAAUGGAAGAAAUAAAAACCAGGAAGUCAAGAGAAAAAUAUAUCAUCAUGAUAAUAUGAAAAAUGACAUGAGUGAAAAUUUGAACAAAAAUUCAAAGGAUCACUCUUUUGAAAGUAGCAGUGAUAAUAAUUUUCAGAGUUCGAUUACAUAUGAAUUAAAAAAUAAUAAUUUUUUAAACAAUAAAUUAUAUCAUGAUGAACAAGAAGAAUCAUAUAACCAAAACAAUCAUAUAACUAAUAAAAUGGUUUAUUCAUAUAAUAAUAAUAAUAAUAAUGAUGAUAAUUAUGAUGAUAAUAAUGGUGAUAAUAAUGAUGAUAAUAAUGGUGAUAAUAAUGGUGAUAAUAAUGAUGAUAAUAAUGAUGAUAAUAAUGAUGACAAUUAUGACGAAACAAAGAUGAGAAAAAAAGAAGAAACCCUGACUUGUUCUGAUAAAAAUCAGAAAAGUAGAAUAGAUGAAAAAAACAAAAAAUAUGUCAAUAAUGUAGACCAUUUAAAUAAUAUCCAAAAGUUAUAUAUGAAUCAUUUAAGUAUACAUUUUAGCGAUUUUUUUUUGGAUGAUGGUAUAAAGGUUGCCAGAAAUAUUAAUGAUAUCGAAGAAAGUAUCAAAAUAAAAAAGGAUAUUUGUAGUGAUAUGAAUAGUAUUUAUGAAUAUAUAUUGUCAGAUAAAAUAUUAUGUAUUAGUAAGAAAAUGCCUUUAUAUAUUGAUGGGAUAUAUUUUUGUUGUUGUUUAGAUUAUAUUGAUAUUAUAUCUCUAAAAAUGUUUAUUCAUAAUUUUAUAAAAACUUGUGUUAUACCAUAUAUUAGUAUGUUAACUAAUGAUAUCAAUAAUUUGAUUUUAAGUAAUAAAAAAAGUUUAAAAAAUCAGUUAAAAUUUAUGUGGAGAAAAACAAAAUUGAACUUCACUUCCUCUGACGCAGCAACAUUUGUUGCUGAGCAAACAAGUAACGUUUUAAUGAACGUAGCACAAAAUGUGUUGGUAUCGCCUAAUGAAAAUAAAAAUGAUGAAAGUGUAAAGGGAGCUGAUGUUUCUGUUGUGAAUGACGCGAAGGAUGGUUUGGAUGAGCGUGGUCAUUUAAUUGAAGAAGAAGAAAAUGAUAAAAGGGAUGAAAAAUUUGAUAAAAGGGAUGAAAAAUUUGAUAAAAGGGAUGAAAAAUAUGAUAAAAAGGAUGAAAAAUAUGAUAAAAGGGAUGAAAAAUAUGAUAAAAGGGAUGAAAAAUAUGAUAAAAAUAUUCAAAACAACCUUAAUGAACCAUCCCUUUUUAAUGUAUCAAAUAAUGAAUCAGGUUUAAAAUUAUUUGGUAGAAGAGAUUCAUCAUUUCAAUUUUUUAGACGAGCAGCUAGUAAUAAUUCAUCAUCUAGUACUAAAAAUUUAGUAGAAGGGAAGAAUUACCACAAGGAAUCCUUAGAAUGGUUUUAUAAAACGUUGAGUGAUAUUUAUUUCAUUUUAAAUGAAUUUGAAUUAUCAUAUAACGUUUUAAAAAUAUGUAUAAACGAAUUUAAACAUGAUAAGAUGUAUUUUUAUUUAGGAAGUAUAUAUGAAUUGAUUAGUUUAUGUAUUCAUCAUAUGGAUCAUGUUAAUAAAAAAGAUUCAUUAUAUUAUUUAGAUCUGAGUUACCAAAUGUAUCAUAAAUGUUAUUAUUUAAAUAAUAUGUUUAUAUGUUGUAUAUUAAAUUAUUAUUUAUCAUUGAUUUACGAUGAACAUAAUGAAUCAUCAUCUAUAAAUAUUUUGAUAAAUGCUAAUGUAGAUUUUUCUUAUUUAGAAGAAAAGUUAGCAACAGAAAAUAUGAAACUCUCAAAAUUCUUUAUUCAAAACAAUAAUAUAAGAUCUGGAUUGUUACUUGAACAAAUUACAUAUAGUUAUAAAAAGGAAAAAAUUGAUCAGUCGUAUAAUUUUAACGAGUUCAUUAAAAAUUUAAAUACUUAUAAUAAAAUAAUAACGAACAUGGUAAAUAAAAAUGUGCAUUAUUAUUUAGCAGACAAUAUGAAAAAAACAAAGAAAAAAAAAAAAGAACAAAUAAAUGAAGAAAUAAAUACAUUAAAUAAUAAAGAUAACAAUAUUGAUCAAAUGAAAUCUGAUAAUAAUAAUAUGAUAUCUCUGAUGAAGGAUAAUAAAAAUGUAAGUACAAAUUUGAUGAGUUAUGAUAAUAUGUCUACUCUAACAAAUAAUAAGGAUUUCCAUACCACUGAUAUUUGUAAUAAUAUGGAAAAUAAUAAUGAUAAGAAGAAAGAUAUAGAUAUUAUACCAACUUAUAGUAAUAAUAAAAUAAAUAAUGAAAUAAUAUUUGAUGAAAAUAAUAUAAACGAAAAGUAUCCAAAUAAUAAACAAACAAAAAAUAAAAAGGAUGAUAGACAUGAAAAUAUAAAUAUAGAGAAUAUAAAUAAUAAACUAAGUAUAAUGACACAAAAUAAUAAUAAUAAUAAUAAUAUAAUGUUUGUAAAAAAUAAAAAUUAUAAGUAUCGAAAAUAUUUAUUUGAAAUGACAUUAGCUGGUCAUACAUUUAAUAAGUGUGGUUUUAAAAGGUUAGCUUUAUUUUGUUAUUCAAAUGUAUUAAAAAAAUAUGAACAGAAAGUAUUUAUGAAACAUAUUUAUGAACAUUUACAUUUUAUGAUGGCUCGUCAAGCGUUUAGUAUUAAUUUAUAUUAUGAGGCAUUAAAUCAUUACAUAUGUAUUCUUAAUUCCAUCACAAAUAAUUAUGAAAAGUCGUAUAUCCUAAACAAACAAAUAGAUAUAUAUACAACUUCUGUAGAUAAAGAGGUCAAUUUUAUAAGAGAGUUUGCUUAUGUAUAUAAAAUAUAUGUAGACAAAGUUUUAAACAAAUUCUUGAAAAGUAGUAAAAAGAAGCAUACCAGUAAUAAUAAUAGUGAUGGUCAUAUAAAUAAUAAUAAUAGUAAUAGUGAUGACCAUAUAAAUAAUAAUAAUAAUAAUAGUGAUGUGCCAAGUCAUAUGAACAACCCAGGAAACAAUCAUAACGAGUCAUCAAGUCAAAACAAUUAUGAGCAGAAAAAAAAAAAAAUGAAUAGAAUAAAUUAUUUUAGCGAUGAUAAUACAGAAGAUAUUAUAAAACCAUUAAAUUUAAGAAUCCCUUUUAUUAAUUUAAGGAAUUCUGAAAGUUUAUUUGUUAAUUCUUUAUAUAUUUCCAAAACGAAUAUAUAUAAUAAUGAUAAAAAUCGUGAUAUUAAUUUUUUUCAUAUUUAUGAAAGUAAUAUUUAUAAAAUGAAAAACUAUGAUACAACUUUGAAUGAUAUGCAUCAUAUUCUGACAAGAAAUAUAUCUCAUGUGAGUUCGUCCCUUUUACAUGAAUUUAAUUAUAUGUACAUUAUGUAUAAGAAGUUCAUCAAUAAUGUAUAUAAUGAGGCAACCGAUAUAACAUAUGAUGAAUUUGUGGAUAGACAAGAAAUGGAAAAUAAUGAAAAAGAGGAGAAUUAUAUAAAUAGUAAUAAUGAUAGGAAACAAGACUCUUAUGAUAUAUAUGAAAUGAAUAAUGAUUAUAAUAUAAAAAAGGAUAGUAAAGAAGAAUCUGAAAAUACUUUAAGAUAUAUAAAAUCAUUGAAUUUAUAUACGCCAUAUAUAAAUGAAAAGGAUAGAAAUGAAUUUAAGAAAUACAUAAAGGAGUUGAAAAACAAAAUGAUAAAUUGUUUAGAAAUUACUAAUAAUACACAAAUCAAAGAUAUAUACCAAAAAAGUAUUAAUAACGAAGAAAUCAAAAUAAAUACUCAGUAUAUACAAUAUAUAACUAAAGGAGAUUAUAUAUUUGUUUCCUUUCAGUUGAUUAAUCCAUUAUAUACAAAGAUAGAGUGUCAGGGUACACAUAUAUGUGCAUACUAUUACAAUGAAAGGGUGAAUAAAGAUAUUUUGGUUGAAAAGAAAAUAUUUAUCUUGGAGCCUCGCCAAGCAAGGAUGUGUACGUUAUAUAUAAAACCUCAAAAGAAAGGAUUGCUCUUUAUAUCGGGUGUGACGUGGCAUCUUUUCGGGCUAGUGAAGAUUUACCAAAGCUUCUACAUCCAUGGGUUUAGAAAAAUACAGAAAAAAUUUAAUAAAAUGCAUGCACUAAAAUAUGACGAGAUAUACAACUGUGAAGAUAAUAUUCAGAAGAAAGAAAAAAUCAAACAUUUGAAAAAAGAAAUGAAUAAAUAUACAUGGUCUAAUAAUAUAGGUAUGCUUGAAAAAAAGAGUUUAAAAAAAAUGUCCUAUUAUGAUAUUGAUCAAAGGUUAUUAUUAUAUGUUUAUGAAAAGUGUUAUAAGUUUUCUUUUGAGUUUGUGAAUAUCUAUCUAAAUAGGAAUGAAUCGAAGAAACUUAUGAAUGGUGAAAUAAAUGAGGAUGAAAACAAAAUUACUGUAAAUAAUUAUGAGAUAGAUAUGAUAGAACUAUUUGAGGGUGAAUAUGUUGAAAGCAUAUUUAAGAUUACAAACUAUUCAGAGGGUGAUAUAAAUUACAUGGCUUUAUGUAUAACUCCAUGUAACUUAUUUAUGUGUUAUAAGAUAGUACAUUGUGGAGUUGAGUGGGGAUCACAAGAAUAUGUAUUGUGUAAUGAAAAAAAGAAUUUUGAAAGGACAAACAAUAAUAAUAACAAUAAUAAUGGCAAUAAUAAUGGCAAUAAUAAUGGCAAUAAUAAUGGCAAUAAUAAUGACAACAAUAAUGACAACAAUAAUGACAAUAAUAAUGGCAAUAAUAAUGACAAUAAUAAUUAUAAUAAUAAUGGUGAGUGUCGGUGGGAUGGUGAAGAAAAAAAAAAUACAAUACAUAAGAUCAGAAUAAAUAAACAACUUUCUAUACAUAAUGAACUGUAUACGAACGAAAAUGUUGAUAAAGAUAUAAAUGUGUUUAAACAAAAAUUUAAACAUAAAAAUAUUCAACACAUAAUAAUUAAUGGUGAUAUAAAAAAAGAAGAUACCUUUUCUUUAUAUUUCCAAGUUAAUACAACAUAUUCAGGUUUACAUAAAUGUAUGAUGACCAUGUUUUGUAAAAAAAAAAACGAUGAACAAAUGAACAAAGAAAAUAAGAGUUCUUCAAAUUAUUUAGAUAUCCUUAAUCAGAAAAAAGAAGGAUGUUAUCUUUUUAUGAGAUUAAUGAAUGUAAUCCCUUUAAUAAAAUUAAAAAUAUAUUCACCAUUAAGUAUUAUUCACAAUGACAAAUAUAAUUAUAUAUAUUUGUCUUUUGAAAAUAUGUGUAAGAGAGAUAUAUAUAUUAGGAAUAUAUAUCUGCAUUAUGUGUUAAAUGAAAAAUGGUUAAAUAUGUAUAUAAAAAGAAACGAAAAAAAAAAAUAUAUGAAAAAUAUAGAAGAUGUACAUAUUUUUGAAUGUAUAUCUAAAAAGGAUGAUAAACAUGAUGGUGAUAGUUGUAUCAUGUCUUAUUAUUAUAAUAGCAAAUUAUAUAAUUUUUAUUCACAAAAUAAUAAUUGUUUAUAUAUAAAGAAAAAUGAAAAAUCAACUUUUCUAUUUUAUACAGAAAAAAUUGAUUUACAAAAUAUGUGUACGUGUUAUCUAUUUCUUGAAUGGUCAUUGAAAGGAGAUGAGAAUAUAAGAAGUGGGAUUUUACAAAAAGACAUGAAAUUUUCUAAUGAUAUAAUAAAAUUUUCUAUGGAAAAUAUAGAAACGGAUAUAUAUAUGAAUAAUGAAAAAGAAAAAAAAGUACAAAUUUGUAUAAAUAUACAAAAUAAUACAAAUAUAGAUUUAAAGGAAUGUUAUAUACAUGCCGAUGAAAUUGAUGCAAUGCAUACAUUGUCUUUUAUAAAAAAUCAUAUCGAUGAUAAUAAUGAAUUUGUGAAUUUAUCUAUAUUAAAUACGCACGACCAAGAAGAUAAUAAUAUAUCCAUAAAAGGUGUAUAUGGUGUUAAUGGUGUAAAUAGUGUUAAUGGUGUAAAUAGUGUUAAUGGUGUAAAUAGUAUUAAUGGUGUUAAUGAUGCAUAUGAUGAUAAUGUUAAUCAAUAUUUAACAAGAAAUGUAACAAUUUGUAGAGAUAAUACAAAUUAUAAUGAUACCCAUAUAAUUUAUGGUAAGAACAAUGGAACACCUUAUAAUGAGGAACCCAUACAAGAUAAUGAUAUGUUAAAAAGAGAUCCUAUUAUAUAUAAUCAAAAUGAAAAAAAUAAGGAUAUAUUAUUUUUUCCUGAUAAUCCGAAGGAAUUAAUAGAAAAUAACACAUGCCUUUAUAACGAUGGUGUUAUAAAGAAUAUAUAUACAGAUGAACAAAACCAAAAUGAAGAUAAUAAAACAACAAAUAUUUGUUCCUUUUCAUAUAAUAAAAAAAUCAAAGAUGAUAUAUAUCAUAUACAAAGGAAUAUUACAAAACAAAUUGAUUUGUUUAAUUAUAAUUUUAUAACAGCUAGAUUUAGAUAUAAAAAGAAUUUUGAAAUAUCUAUGUUACAAAAAAGUUUUAUAUCAUCAAAUAAUAGAAGUAGUACAUUAUUAAAAAAUAGGGACAUGUUAGUACCAAAUAAUAACAACUUGUUUUUUUUUCGAAAGGAUAAGAUCUUUACACAUGGUGAUGAUAUGUUUUCGUCUUGGGAUAAAAUUCCAAUACUCAAAAAAAAUUCGUCGAAAGAAAAAAAUAAAGAUGAUCAAUUAAUUAACGAUUCGUUUAUACAAAAUAAUAGAUCAUUUGAUGAUACACUUUUUAAAGAAAGACGAAAGAAAAAAAAAAUCUAUAAUGUUAUAAAAUAUAAUACGUAUUAUACACAUAAUUAUGAUGAUACCAAUUCUUUAAUACCAAUAAGGAGAACCAACAAAAAGUAUAAAGAUAAAAAACAACAAGAAAUAGACCAAGAGAACGAAGAAAAGGAAGAAAAGGAAGAAAAAGAAGAACAUGAAAUUAAAGAAAUCCAAAUGGAAAACAAGAAGGGGAAGGAAAAGCAAAAGGAUAAGACAAAAGUAAUGGUAGAAACAGGAAAUGAUCAAAACAUGUAUUAUAAGCAAUUAUCUAUGAACAAAUAUGUUACAUUAAAUGGAUAUAUAUACACUGGAUUAGUUCAAAGAUAUAUAAAAAGAUUAAAAAAGUAUCAAAAGAAAAAAUUAUAUUUUAAUCUCAUUUUUACACAAGAAGGGAUAUAUAACAUAAAUAAAUUCCAUGUCAUCUUUAAAUUGAAUGAUAAACUAUUUAUAUUUAAGCCCCUGAAUAAUAUAAUCGUGCAGGUACAUAAAUGA